AUGUCUCCUUCCAAGCUCGAGACGAUUUCCUUUGAUACAUUCGCCAACAUCGUCAACGGCCAAUCGCGUUCCUCAAAGACAACAUAUCAUGGCGUCGACCCUACCACCAAGCAACCCAACUGGCAAGCCCCCGUCGCCAGUGCCGAAGUUGUCGAAGACGCCGUUGCCGCCGCCAACAAGGCCUUUGAGCAGUGGAAGACUACGACCUGGAAAUUUCGCUCAGCGCGCAUGGUCCGCUUCAAGGAGAUCUUCGAGGCUUACAGGAGUGAAAUGGUGGAUUUGUUGAUCAAGGAGACUGGAAAGCCCCCAGCCGGAGCCACGAUUGAGUUCGACAGCUGCUUGGCGGUGUUUGACUGGCAUAUCAAGAUGGAGGAGCCCCAGGGUGAGGUUAUCGACACUCCGGAAAAACGUGUCGUCAACAGAUUCGUGCCGCUUGGUGUUGUUGCUGCUAUCUGCCCUUGGAAUUUCCCUCUCAUUCACGCUAUGGGGAAAGUGUUGCCGGCGGUUCUAAUGGGCAAUACUAUCAUUGUUAAGCCCAGCCCUUAUACUCCAGGGUUGGUCGUCGAGUUGGCCAACCAGAUCUUCCCGCCUGGUGUGAUCCAGGUACUGGGCGGUGACGAGAAAUUGGGCCCAGCGCUCAUCGAACACCCUCGUAUCCACAAGAUCGCUUGCACGGGGUCGACUGCUACGGGAAAGAAAGUCUUGGCUGCUGCGGCCAAGACUGUGAAGCGAUGUACAUUGGAGAUGAGUGGGAAUGAUGCGUCGAUUGUGCUGCCAGAUGCUGAUAUUGGGGAGGCGGCGCAGAAGAUUGCUCUGGGCGCUUUCAUCAACACAAGCCAAGUCUGCACGGCAACAAAACGCAUCUACGUGCACAGUUCGAUCUACGACAUCUUCCUGGCCGUAUUGGUACAAAUCGCGCAGAGCCUCAAGGUCGGCGCUCCUGACGAGGAAGGAGUUGUGCUCGGCCCGGUCCAGAAUGAAAUGCAGUAUGAGCGUGUCAAGCAUUUCUUCCGCGACAGUCAAGCUGCGGGCUACAAAUUCGCGCUUGGAUCAGGCGAUGUGGCCGACUCCAAAGGGUUUUAUGUGCACCCAACGAUCAUUGACAACCCGCCUGACGAGAGUUUGAUCGUGCAGGAGGAGCCCUAUGGGCCGAUCGUGCCGGUGUUGAAGUAUGAUGAUCUCGAGGAUGCGAUUCGUCGGGCGAAUGAUACGAAGUCCGGAUUGGGCGCGAGUGUUCACGGGAAGGAUCCGGAGGUGUUGGCCCAUGUGGCGGAACGAUUGGAGGCGGGGAGUGUUUGGAUCAAUGAGUUGCCGUUCCCCAGUGUUGAGGCGCAUUUCGGGGGGUGGAAAGAGUCGGGGAUGGGGACUGAGUUUGGGAGGAAUGGGGUGUUGGCUUAUGCUAAUACUAAGGCUAUUCAUACUUUCAAGAGUAUCUGA
Molecule: messenger RNA, 1437 nt
Organism: Exophiala viscosa
Lineage: Eukaryota; Fungi; Ascomycota; Eurotiomycetes; Chaetothyriales; Herpotrichiellaceae
Product: Aldehyde/histidinol dehydrogenase
Exons: 4
Coding region: 1-1437 (478 amino acids)
Molecular function (GO): aldehyde dehydrogenase (NAD+) activity
Source: RefSeq, a predicted model, not a curated record